This is a messenger RNA of Cotesia glomerata, 1813 nucleotides long. RefSeq names its product serine/threonine-protein kinase ULK3 (gene Aduk). Lineage: Eukaryota; Metazoa; Arthropoda; Insecta; Hymenoptera; Braconidae. Gene Ontology annotation, molecular function: protein serine/threonine kinase activity; ATP binding. Gene Ontology annotation, cellular component: autophagosome; cytoplasm. The record is from RefSeq and is a predicted model, not a curated record. The transcript is spliced from 9 exons. Gene Ontology annotation, biological process: autophagosome organization; protein autophosphorylation; peptidyl-serine phosphorylation. Bases 350 to 1777 code for a protein of 475 amino acids.
AUAUAAUAAGGAGAUUUAUAAUAUAAAAACUGGAAAAUUUUUAGCACUGGAGGAUGUUAUGGUAUUUAAAAAUUGGAAACUUGAGUAAUGACAGAAAUCAGCUGUUGACACAAAGAACAAUCACAUUCCGUGACAAGAGACUAUUUAUUAUCUAACACGAUACUGUUAUCCAUCAACAAGCGCCACUGUGUUUUAUUUUUAAAAUUACAAACCGUCUGACAUUUUUUACCUCGUGGCGCUAGUGUCGAAAUUUUUUUGGCGGGAAUUUUUAAAUUGAGAAUGAAGAAAAGUUUGAACUUAUUAUUUAAAUAGUCACAAAAAAUUUGAAAAAAAAAUUUUUUAAAACAAAAUGGCGCUACCUAAAUUAGAUGAUUACACGAUUAUUGAAAAAAUCGGAACUGGAAGUUACGCAACUGUUUAUAAGGCGGUAAAAAAGGAUAACCGCUGCGUGGUUGCACUUAAAUGUGUAGACAGCUCAACACUUUCGAAAUCGGCGAUCGAUAAUCUAAUUACAGAGAUAAACUUGUUAAAAGUGUUAAAACAUGAACACAUUGUUGAGAUGAAAGACUUUUUUUGGGGCGAAGGACGUAUAUACAUCGUUAUGGAAUACUGUGAUGCUGGAGAUCUAUCGACGUUCAUAAAGAGAAAAAAUAAUUUACCAGAAAAAGUGUGCCGUAAAUUUUUGCAGCAGCUUGCACUUGCACUCAAGUAUUUGCGCUCUAACAAUGUAUGCCACAUGGAUUUAAAACCACAAAAUCUUUUACUUAUUAGAAAACCCACAUUAAGACUAAAAGUCGGAGAUUUUGGUUUCGCUCAAUAUUUAUCCACCGACGAACAUAAGUUCGCAAUCCGUGGAUCACCACUUUAUAUGGCACCUGAAAUAUUGCUUCGUCGAGAAUACGAUGUGCGUGUCGAUUUAUGGAGCGUUGGAGUUAUUAUGUAUGAAUGUUUGUUUGGUAAAGCGCCGUAUUCUAGCAAUACUUUUGAAGAAUUAGCUGAGAAAAUUAAAAGUUGCCGUUCUAUUGAGAUACCAAAAGGAUCGUACGUUUCAAAUGAAUGUAACGAUUUACUACAAUCACUGCUAAAACACGAUCCCGAAGAACGGAUAAGUUUCGACAACUUUUUCGGUCAUGAGUUUUUGGAUCUCGAACAUGCGCCGACGCAAGAAAACUACGAAAAAGCUGUUGCUUUGAUACAAUGCGGCGUGAAAGAAGAUAUGGAAAAAAAUUACCAACAAGCAUUUCAACUUUACUGCAAUGCGCUUCGCUACUUUAUACCAAUACUGAUGGACGAAUCAGAUCCGCAGAAGAAAAGACAUCUGAGAUUACGUAUCAACGAAUAUAUAAAUCGUGCAGAUAAGCUUAAGCAAUUAUGUGUGGAUAAAAGUACAGCCAAUGAAGAUAAUCAUCAACAGUUGAAGGAGCAUAGGCAAUUAUUGAUAAGACAACAAUCAACAAAUUCAUUUCCUUAUGCAGAAUUACGAAGUUUGAGCAAAAGCACAUUUGACAUGGCGUCGGGUCUUGAAAUGGGCGAAAUUGGGGAGCAGUACUACGCAGAAGGAAACUAUAGUCUGGCCCUAGAGAAGUACAAAGCUUGUUUAGGGAUUCUUGUGCAAGUUCUCAGCAAAGAACCGCCUGGAAGAAGGAGAGAACUUCUUUAUAAACAGAUUCAAAUAUGGAUGAAACAGGCUGAGUGUACAAAGGGACUUCUUGCGACCAAAGACAUGCAAGAAACGAUCAAAUCUGCUGAAACUACCGAUCAAUGUCGACUGUCUUAGCAAAUUUAAUUUUUUUAUAAAUAAAUUCAAUCAAUU